UCCCUUCCUCCCUCUUCUGCGGGCUGCGCGUCGCCGAAGGUCGCCGCCGAGUCGGGAGCGCGCGGUGGGGAGGGGAGGGGAGGGGAGCGGGGGGCAACGCAGCCCCCCGGGAACGAGCAUCCCCUGGCCCGCCACGGGGCCUGGCCGCCUCCAUGGAGACUCUGGGGACCCCCGUCCCCGGGAAAAGGACCCUCGCUGGCGUGGAGGUGAAUGCAGGUCAGCAGAUGCCGUGUGAGUUGAGCCUGGUCCAACGUGGCGGAGAAUAUGAGUUGGUUAUAAGCUUCCAAGGGACAGACCCCACUACUCAAGAACACAUUCCAAUCAACAGCCGUUUUAAAUGUGUACAAGAGGCUGAAGAAACUUUGCUGAUCGACAUAGCCACAAAUUCUGGUUGCAAGAUCCGUCUCCAGGGGGAUCACACCGCGGAGCGUCUGUUUGAAAUAGCAGAUGAGGAGCGGUGCUUGGAGUUCCUUGCCGAGGUGCUAACAGUUCAGAAAGCGUCAUCAAAAAACCCUUCCUCUGAAUCCGUGGACCAUGCCUCUUGGCACCAAGUGAAGGGCCUCUCUGGGCCCACUGAGCCCCUUCCUGCAGGCCUUCUGGGGUUCGAGGAUAAUUUCAGCGCCAUCAGCCUGGAGAAGAAAAGGAACUUGCAGAACCAGCAGAUGAGUGCCCGCCGGGAGCCUCCACCUCCCCCCCAGCCUCCCAGCCGGUCGCACUUCCGCGAGAAGGAGGCCACCAACAAGGACCCCCCCCAAGGGAGCAGCACCAUGCGCACGUUCUUCGCGCCGUCCACCCACACGCAAUCUGGGCAGAGGGAAGGACUCAUCAAGCACUUCGUCCUUAAGCGGGAGAAGGAGUACGUCAACCUGCGGAACUUCAGGUUUUUUAUAGGGACGUGGAACGUCAACGGACAAUCGCCAGAUGGGGGUUUGGAGCCCUGGCUGAUCUCAGACCCGGAGCCCCCAGACAUCUACUGCGUAGGGUUCCAGGAGCUGGACCUGAGCACGGAAGCCUUCUUCUACUUCGACUCCAACAAAGAGCAAGAGUGGCUGACGGCGGUGGAGAAGGCUUUGCACCACAAAGCCAAGUACAAGAAAGUGCAGCUGGUGCGCCUGGUUGGCAUGAUGUUGCUGAUCUUCGCCAGGAAGGAGCAUAUCGACUUCAUCAAAGACGUGGUGGCAGAGACGGUUGGCACCGGGAUCAUGGGCAAGAUGGGCAACAAGGGUGGCGUGGCGGUCAGGUUCGUCUUCCACAACACCAGCUUCUGCAUCGUCAACUCCCACCUGGCUGCCCACGUGGAGAACUUCGAGCAGCGCAAUCAAGACUAUAAGGACAUCUGCGCCCGCAUGAGUUUCCAGGUUCCCGACCAAAGCCUGCCCCAGCUGACCAUCAUGAAACACGACAUUGUCAUCUGGCUGGGAGAUCUGAACUACAGGCUUUGCCUCCCCGACUCCAAUGAUGUAAAAUCUCUAAUCGUUAAAAACGAGCUUCAGAAACUGCUCACGUUUGACCAGGUGAGAGGGGGAAAGGUAGGGAGGAAUUCCCUGGAGUUCAAUCCAGGUAAGAAUCUCAUCCCAAUAGUUAAAGAAUCCCUGAUAUUGAUCCUAUCUCCUUCCAGUGGAAAAUGUCGUGUCCCAGCUUGGUGUGACCGGAUUCUCUGGAGAGGAGGCAACAUCAGCCAGCUCCAAUACCGCAGCCACAUGGAACUAAAAACAAGCGACCACAAGCCCGUCAGCUCCCUCUUCCUCAUAGGGGUGAAAGUUGUAGAUGACCGACGGUACCGGAAAGUAUUUGAGGACAUUGUUCGGAUAAUGGACAGGAUGGAGAAUGACUUCCUUCCGUCGGUGGAGCUGAGCAGGAGGGAGUUCUCUUUUGAGAAUGUAAAGUUUCGGCAACUGCAGAAGGAGAAAUUCCAGAUCACUAACAAUGGCCAGGUCCCCUGCCACUUCUCCUUCAUCCCCAAGCUCAACGACGUGCAGUACUGCAAACCGUGGCUCCGUGCCGAACCCUGCGAAGGUUAUUUGGAGCCAAAUGAGACAGUGGACAUCUCCUUGGACGUCUACGUCAGCAAGGACGCGGUGACCCUUCUCAAUUCGGGGGAGGACAGGAUCGAGGAGAUCCUGGUCCUUCACCUGGACCGGGGCAAGGAUUACUUCCUCACCAUCAGCGGCAACUACCUGGUCAGCUGCUUCGGGACCUCCUUGGAAGCCCUGUGCCGGAUGAGGCAGCCCAUCCGUGAAGUCCCCGUCACCAAGCUCAUUGACCUGGGAGAGGACAGCGGCCUCGAAAAGGAGAAGUCUCUUCUGAAGAUGGUACCUCAGGACGAAGACUCUAAUGAUCGACCUUUGCACAUACCCAAGGAGAUCUGGCUCCUGGUGGAUCACCUCUUCAAGAAUGCCUGCCAUCAGGAGGAUCUGUUCCAGACCCCUGGCAUGCAAGAGGAACUGCAAGAUAUUAUUGAGUGCCUGGACACCAGCAUCCCGGAGUCAAUCCCUGGUAGCAAUCACUCGGUGGCUGAAGCUCUGCUGAUCUUCCUGGAGGCCCUUCCCGAGCCCGUCAUCUGCUACGAACUUUACCAGCGCUGCCUUGACUGCUCCCAGGAUAGUCGCCUCUGCCGGCAGGUUAUUAGCCUGUUACCACGCUCACACCGGAACGUCUUCCGCUACGUGAUGGCCUUCCUGCGAGAACUUCUGAAGUACUCCGAGAGCAACAACGUCAGUGCCAACAUGCUAGCCACCCUCUUUGCCAGCCUCCUGCUGCGGCCUCCGCCCAACCUGGUGUCUAAGCAGACUUUGCAAGAUCGCCAGCGAGCCAACAGUUUCAUCCUGGGCUUCCUGCUGGGAGCAGAUGACUACUAAAGACCUGGUGUUGCAUGCUGUGAGCCAGACGAGUGGCCAGGGAGGAGGAGGAGGAGAGCCCAGAGGUUCUGGGCUCCGGGACAGUUUACUACAGGGAUUAAGAUGCUUUCCAACACUGCGUGCGAUUCCCUGUUCCUAAAUUUUAUCUGUGCCGGUCGCUGGUGGUAGAAUCAGGAGGGUUCCUGGUGGUUUAGCAGACGGCCCGUUUGCUGAUCUUGGCCGGCAGGCGGUAACAGUUCCGUCCACUCCCAGUCUAGUACUGUAUUUCCCCAUCUUUUAUUGCACCAGUUUUAUCCUCUUUAAGUCAUGACGAGGGCCAGGAUCUUUUCUCUGUUAGGGAAGACAAGCAAAAGCCCCGUUCAUUCUCUUCGCCUGCUUUUGUACAGUCCGGUUGUCUGCUCCCAUCUGUGGCCCUUGCUCUCCACUCACCUGGCCUCCCACUGUAGUAGGUUGUAUUUCACACACACACAAAACAACAACAACUUGUAUUUCACAAAACACCACACACUGCCAAAGCAGAAGAGGGAGGGGGAGGAGAGGGGGAGGUGGGAGUAGCAGAUCCUUGGCUUUCAAGCGAGGUCCACGGGCGAAUCCGGGUAAUUGGUUUCCCCUUCCUUUGAAGUUUCUGCAACUUUUGUCUUUCCGGUUGUCCGUUUUCAGGUUUCUGUACUUUGUGCAUAUUCACCCUUUCUCUCUCUCUCUCUCUCUCUCCUUUUUU
Messenger RNA from Notechis scutatus (mainland tiger snake), 3576 nucleotides. The record is from RefSeq and is a predicted model, not a curated record. NCBI's taxonomy places the organism in Eukaryota, Metazoa, Chordata, Lepidosauria, Squamata, Elapidae.